UCCCAACUCUAACAAGCUGAAGAGAGAGAGAGAUGGGAAGAGCUCCUUGCUGUGACAAGGCAAAUGUCAAGAAAGGGCCAUGGUCUCCUGAAGAAGAUGCAAAGCUCAAAGAAUACAUCGACAAAAAUGGCACUGGCGGUAACUGGAUUGCUCUCCCUCACAAAGUUGGGCUGAGAAGAUGUGGAAAAAGCUGCAGACUGAGAUGGCUAAACUACCUGAGACCAAAUAUCAAACACGGUGAAUUCUCCGAUGACGAAGAUAGAAUCAUCUGCACUCUCUUCUCCACCAUCGGAAGCCGGUGGUCGAUAAUUGCGGCUCAAUUACCGGGAAGAACAGACAACGACAUCAAAAACUACUGGAACACGAAGCUGAAGAAGAAGCUGAUCAACAUGGCUAACAAUCACCACCGCCAACUCCUCCACCCGCUCCCAAUCCCAUCGCCAAACCCUCCAUUUUCGCAGCAAUACUACUCACCGUUCCAUGCACAAACACCCCCACUGUGUGACGCCUACACCAAUCGCAAUAAUAAUAAUAAUAAUGUGUUGGCGUUUGAUCAAGGCAGCUGCAGCUCCUCCGACGGCAGCCAGAUCAGCCACCAGAGCUUCGCCUUCCAAGGAUAUGAGGAUAAUCACCACCAAAACCUCUUCUUCAACGACGUCGGCACCUCCGCUUCCUCCUCGAAUUACGGCUGCUUCAACGAUAAUCCGCAGGAUUACUACAGCAGCAUCGAGGAGAUCAAGGAGCUCAUCACGAUUAACGACGCUAGCGACAAUCUGAGCUUCCUCAUGGAUGAAAUCAAGACGGAAGACAAGGUUUGGUGCAAUGAUCUCAACGUUUUCAGUGAUUGAUCUCCAGAUUUCACAAAUUAGGGUAAUUAAUUAGGCCUAAAUUUAUUUUUGUGUUCUUUUGCUAUUUUGAUGGGAGUUUUUAUUAUCAAUAAUAUUUGAUUUGAUA
Salvia splendens (bonfire salvia) is the source of this 954-nucleotide messenger RNA. RefSeq names its product transcription factor RAX2. Lineage: Eukaryota; Viridiplantae; Streptophyta; Magnoliopsida; Lamiales; Lamiaceae. Bases 33 to 848 code for a protein of 271 amino acids. The record is from RefSeq and is a predicted model, not a curated record. The transcript is spliced from 3 exons.